Messenger RNA from Scleropages formosus (Asian bonytongue), 1553 nucleotides. It is a transcript of the gene gdf6a, whose product is annotated as growth differentiation factor 6a. Gene Ontology annotation, molecular function: growth factor activity; cytokine activity. The coding region runs from base 113 to 1330 and encodes 405 amino acids. Gene Ontology annotation, cellular component: extracellular region. The transcript is spliced from 2 exons. Lineage: Eukaryota; Metazoa; Chordata; Actinopteri; Osteoglossiformes; Osteoglossidae. The record is from RefSeq and is a predicted model, not a curated record. Gene Ontology annotation, biological process: BMP signaling pathway.
CCUCCCGGGCUGAAGGUCCACGCCGCGCCUCCCUCCACUCCAUCAGACCCCUCGCCCCCUCGCUCCGUGGACAGGGCUUCUCGACGCCCCUGGGGACAGCAGCGCCAGCACCAUGGAUGCCUUCCGAGCAGCAGCUCUCUACCUGCUCUUUGUCUUCUUUGGGGAUUUACCGCGCCUCCACACCGCCGCCCUCCUCGGGAGAGGCAAGGAGACCCGCAGCCCUCGCGACGCACUCAAGACACCCAAGGCCCUGAAGGAGAUCAUGCUGGCAUCCUCGUGGAGCGCGCGCCACGCGCGCGGCGGCCCCAGGGACGCCGUGGUGCCCCACGACUACAUGGUGUCCAUCUACAGGACCUUCUCGGCGGCCGAGAAGCUGGGGCUCAACGCGAGCUUCUUCAGCUCGUCCAAGUCGGCCAACACCAUCACGAGCUUCGUGGACCGCGGGGAAGACGAUCUCUCGCACUCGCCGUUGCGACGACAGAAGUAUCUGUUUGACGUCUCGGCCCUUUCGGACAAAGAGGAGCUGGUGGGAGCGGAGCUCAGGAUAUUUAGGGAGGAGCCAGAGGAUUUUCCAGCGUCCCACGCGGGGCUGUACGGCCUUCGCCUAGUGUCCUGCGGAUCGGGGCGGCUCCUCGAUUCCAGAUCUCUUGAUCUCCAGGACGCUCGGAGGCCAGGAUGGGAGGUUUUGGACGUGUGGGAAGUAUUUAAGAACGGCCUCCACUCGGCCCACGGGGGGCAGCUUUGUUUCGAGCUCGAGGCCACUCUCGGCCAAUCGGAAGCGGACUUAAGGCACCUUGGACUUGACCGCAAUGGCCGCACCCAGCGGGAGAAGGCCAUCCUAGUGGUCUUCACCAGAUCAAGGAAGAGGGAGAACCUCUUCAACGAAAUGAACGAGAAGGUCAAGUCCCGCGGCUCGCAGAUGAAGGAGGAGCAGGGCGGCCCGGCGAAGGCCCGGCGCAGGCGGAGGACGGCGCUCAGCAACCGGCACGGGAAGCGGCACGGCAAGAAGUCCAAGUCGAGGUGCAGCAAGAAGGCGCUGCACGUCAACUUCAAGGACCUGGGCUGGGACGACUGGAUCAUCGCCCCCCUGGACUAUGAGGCGUACCACUGCGAGGGCGUGUGCGACUUCCCGUUGCGCUCGCACCUGGAGCCCACGAACCACGCCAUCAUCCAGACGUUGAUGAACUCGAUGGACCCCAACAGCACGCCGCCGAGCUGCUGCGUUCCCACCAAGCUGAGCCCCAUCAGCAUCCUCUACAUCGACUCCGGCAACAACGUCGUCUACAAGCAGUACGAAGACAUGGUGGUGGAGCAGUGCGGCUGCAGGUAGCGCUCCCGGCGUCCCGUCGUUUUUUUAAAAUCCCCGCGAGAACCGGAGGCGCGACGCUGAGACCACAGAACCAAAUGAGGCGCCGAGCGCUCCGGUCCAGUGUGAAGAAGGAGCCGUUGCGAGUCGCUUUUCAACCUUUGGCCGCACCGCGAAGGCCUCGUCGCCGCUCAAAAGGGAUCGUUACGUAUAACGCAUUAUCGUCAGUGUAUGCAAAUCGUAUUUA